GUGACUGAAAAUCUGAAAAUUGGCACAUUAUUUGAGGCCUUCAUGACGUGCCUUCAAGAGGAUGGUGUCACAGAGUGUGACCUGGCAUCUGUUUAUCCAGCGAUUCAGGCACAUGCAGAUUGGCUGCCCUCAUACUCCCUGCGUAUAAAACUAACGUAGUUUUCAACUUAGAGGGCUCCAUUAGUUUCAGCGAUGAUAUUCACCUCACUCACCACCAUGGUCAUAUCUUUCGCAGCGAUGGCUGGCGUAGCUAUCGCAUCUGACAACCUGGUACUAACACCAAUAGGUCUACCCUGCGACACCCCUAAUCAAGUGGGGUGCUCGAUGGGCAUCAAAUUUUUCAAUAACGACGACGAUUUCGCGUAUUUGUGCGGACCUAAAAACACAAUUGUUGACUACCAGGCAUGUUCGUGUAAAAAAUGCUGUUACGUGGAUUCCAUGGGGAGCGCCCAGUGUUGAGCCUGAUGUUUAUUGUCCGCUGGGCCGAGUGUUGAUGUGAAAUAAGAGAGGCC
Messenger RNA from Suillus subaureus, 512 nucleotides. RefSeq lists its product as uncharacterized. Lineage: Eukaryota; Fungi; Basidiomycota; Agaricomycetes; Boletales; Suillaceae. The record is from RefSeq and is a predicted model, not a curated record. The coding region runs from base 193 to 459 and encodes 88 amino acids. The transcript is spliced from 4 exons.